AUGGAUCGAAUUGAAGUUCUUAAAAAAAAUCUAAAUGUUGAAAAAGUAUUUAGUCAUUUGAAUUGGCAUGAACUUAUUUUAGAUGAAUUAUCUGAUGAUUCCCAUUAUGAAAAAUUAGAAAGUUAUAAAAAUUGUAAUGAUCUGUUUUCUUAUCCAAGUCAACAUAAUGAAGAUGAUUAUGUAAGUAAAAAAAAAGCAUUGAAAAAAAAGAAGAAAUUGGGAAAUAUAUCCAAUGAAAAAAAUUAUAAUUGUUAUUCUAGAGACAAAUGUACAAACAAGAAUGAAGAAAUUGAGGAAAAAAAUGAAAUAGCUAAAAGUAACACAAAUAAUGAUUAUAAAUGCUAUUUUUUUCAAAAUAUUUCUCUUUUUUCUUAUAUAUCGAAUUUGUUUUCUAGAGAAAAAAAAAAAUAUGAAAUGAAAAAGUGUAAUUUUAUAAAAGAAGUGAAAAAAGGUUUAACAAAUAAAAUAGAUUUUAUUCCUCCAGUAAAUAUUUUAUAUGAUGAUGAAAAGGUAAUAUUCCUAUUUUUUAUAUCAGGUGUUUUGGAAAAUUUUAAUAUUUUUACUCUCAAUAAUUAUAUUACAAUAUCUGGAAAAAAAGUUCCUUAUGAAGUUCAAAGAUGUACUAAUUAUUUCUCUCAUGAAAUAACAACAGGAUAUUUUAUGAGAACAUACUAUUUUACAAAAUCAUUUGAUAAAGAAAAAAUUCACUAUGAGCAUAAAAAUGGUGUUACACAAAUAUAUGUUUAUAUUUCUAAUGAUCAUGUUUUAUAA
Molecule: messenger RNA, 771 nt
Organism: Plasmodium gallinaceum
Lineage: Eukaryota; Apicomplexa; Aconoidasida; Haemosporida; Plasmodiidae
Product: conserved Plasmodium protein, unknown function
Exons: 1
Coding region: 1-771 (256 amino acids)
Source: RefSeq, a predicted model, not a curated record